This is a messenger RNA of Tribolium castaneum (red flour beetle), 1903 nucleotides long. It is a transcript of the gene vvl, whose product is annotated as ventral veins lacking. Gene Ontology annotation, biological process: regulation of transcription by RNA polymerase II. The record is from RefSeq and is marked validated. Gene Ontology annotation, molecular function: RNA polymerase II cis-regulatory region sequence-specific DNA binding; DNA-binding transcription factor activity, RNA polymerase II-specific. Lineage: Eukaryota; Metazoa; Arthropoda; Insecta; Coleoptera; Tenebrionidae.
CAUAAAUGACAGUCCGUGGUUGGUGGCGGCGAUAACGGCCGUGAUCUAGUGAGUGUCGCAAACGGUGGCAAAGUGUACGAACACGAAGACAGUGUGGACUCGGCGGUUGGGCGGCCCUUGCAGGGCAUGGCGGCCACGACGUACCUUCCGGCGAGCAGUGCGGUAAGUGCGGACCUGGACGUAGGGAUGAACAUCGUCGGCGGCUACCACGCCAGCGCUUCGCCGCGGUCGGCGGCGGACGCCAACGAGAUGAAGUACCUGCCGCAGCACCACCACCAUCACAACCACCACAUGGCGAGCUCGCCGUCGCCCGGCGGGCACGCGGCCGUCUCGCUCUCCGCCGCCAACCCCUGGGUGAGCCUGCAGCCGGGCGCCGACCCCUGGGCCGCCUCCAUGGCCGGCAUGCACCACCACCAUCACCACCCGCACCAGGACGUCAAACCACUGCAGCAGGACAUGAUGCACCACCGCCAGCAGCAGCAACAGAGCAUGGGCUCGCCGCACUGGCACGCGCCCGUCUCCUCGGCUCAUUACAACCCGGCGGGCGCGGGCUCGCCUCUUCAACAAUACCAUACCGCUAUGAACGGGAUGCUGGCGCACCACCAAGGCGCCCCCCAGCUUCACCACCCUCUUCAUCGGGACAUGCAAAGCCCGCACCACCCCCAACACUCAGACCGCGACGUGAGCGGCGGCGAGGAUGAAACCCCCACGAGCGAUGACCUGGAGGCCUUCGCCAAACAGUUCAAACAGCGUCGCAUUAAACUCGGAUUUACGCAAGCGGACGUCGGACUCGCCCUCGGAACCCUCUACGGAAACGUCUUCUCUCAGACCACGAUAUGCCGAUUCGAGGCGUUACAAUUAAGUUUUAAAAAUAUGUGUAAAUUGAAACCGCUGUUACAAAAGUGGCUCGAGGAGGCCGAUUCGACGACCGGCUCUCCGACGUCCAUCGAUAAAAUCGCGGCGCAGGGCCGCAAACGGAAAAAGCGCACCAGCAUCGAAGUCUCCGUGAAAGGCGCCCUCGAGCAGCACUUCCACAAACAGCCAAAACCGUCAGCUCAAGAAAUAUCGAGUUUGGCCGAUAGUCUCCAAUUGGAAAAGGAAGUAGUGAGAGUGUGGUUCUGCAAUCGGCGGCAGAAAGAAAAAAGGAUGACGCCUCCAAACACACUCGGAAACGAGAUGAUGGAGGGAAUGCCGCCGGGAAGUCACAUGCACCCCGGUUACGGGCACCACCCGGACAUGCACGGGUCGCCCAUGGGCCAACAUUCGCAUUCCCACAGUCCUCCCAUGCUAUCUCCCCAAGGCAUGGGCCAUCAACUGACGGCGCACUAGCAUCCAGCCCACUGGGCCUCCCUAUUGCACCACAGCGAUAACGGCUAGUGAUCGUAUUACAUUAAUAGAACGCCGCCCCCAAAAUACAGUGUGAAAAUAAUACAAAUUGCUGAUAGAAAUGAUGAAAAUGCCGACGGCGCGUGACUGACUGUUCCGUUUGUUAUCAACGCUACCUCAAAGGAUUCGUGUUAAACUCCUGCCGUCGCGGAGGUCCUAGUGGACUGACUCAAAAACUAGUUUCUACUGUCUUAUUAUUAAUUUUUCUGUUGUUAAUACGCCGUGCAGUGCGAGUGAGUACCUUGUCAUCGUCAUAAACUGGACUUGUUUGUAUAUUACCUGUAAAUAAGAGAGUGAUAACGCGUCUCCAGACGUGAGUGUAAUAUAAUAAUAGGCGAAUGCUGCUAAUUUUACGUUUUUGUAAAUAAGAAGAAUCGACUACUGUUGGGAGCAGUAGCAAGUCGUGAUUUAUACUUAAAAAUAUACACCGGGACGGUUGACGAAUAAAACAAUUUACAAUGUAAGUUUAUAAUGUAUAGAAUGUCGUAUAUAUUUAAAAAAUAUAAAGUUGUUCUUA